AGAUAGCUAAACCCGACCCGGUACCAACCCUACCCGUGUGCACUCAGCCUCAAUUCUCAAAACCACCGCCACCGCCUCCUCCUCCUCCUUCUACAGGCGAGAUUCUGAAGGCACCGCCGCCUGGAUCCACGUCCGCGGGCUGAGCCGCCGCCAUCAAGCUCAGCAUCUUCCUCCUUUUUCUCAGACCCCAACAUCUCCUCUUUUUACAAGCCAAGGUGCUACUUGCUCGUAGGUUUGCACAAUGAUACGACCACCUUUAUAUCCCGGGGCUCCGCCUCCGUUGCCAGCAAUGCAGCCUCAAUUGCCAGCAAUGCAAACUGUUCAGUCUCCUGGCAGUUCCUUUUGGGACGCCGAUAAUGUCAGGAGCCAUCUAAGAAACUUACAGGAGGCUGUUUAUCUCGCGAAAGCACUGUAUGUUCUUUCGUCGUGUUUAGCCUUAUAUCCUCCUCGCGUGUUGGUUUUGUUCAUUUUAACUUGGAGUUCUGGCAGGCGGAAGGAACUGGAGGAAAUUAAUCUUAUUAGGCAGUCAAACGAAAACAAUGCUUCAGUUAGAGACUCUUUUUGCGAUAACCCGUCAGAAAAGAAUUCCUCGUCAUCUGCAAAUGAUUUACCUCUGCAAGUUCCUCAUAUGCUUAAAGAGAGCAGGAUCGGUUUAGAUACGCAGGAGUCCCUUUCAUUAGAGGCUGCACGUUCGUUAGUUUCGAGCCUCAGGGAUCAACUUGUUCCUUUCAGGGCUGUUACAAGCGAAACAAGUUCAUGGGAGGAAAAGUCACUGGCUGCGAGAUUAGCUCAAAAGCUGCAAAAAGCCAAAAGAAAUAAGCGUUGGAAGAAGAAAAAACGAAAACGUGUGGCAGAACUGCUGCGUAAGGAGCGUGAGAGUUAUAAUAAAGCUGAUCAGGAUGCUGAUGAAUGGAGAGCUAGGGAGAUUGCCAAGGACAUUGCAAAAAGAAAGGUGGAAGAUAUGAAGGCGAUUGCAAAGCUCAAAGCUAAUGAGGACAGAAAAAGACUCGAAUCAGAGCUUGAGCUUGUCCUGGUCGUGGAGAAGCUGCAGGAACUUCGUUCCAUCAGAAUUCAGAAGUUGAAAAAACAAGGCAUGAGUUCUUUGUUGUUUGCUGCUUUUUCCUACUUCACACCUUUUGCACAAGUGAACUUACAAGUUAACAUGUUCCAUUUGCGGAGAGCUCUUGUACUUGUUGAAGAGCUCAUUCUACCAAAGUCUGCGGCUGACACGGCUGCUGCUAAGGAUGCUAUUGCCACAGCUGAGUUAUCUCAGAAAAGUAUUCUUGAUACGAGCUGUCGACUAAGUGACAACAAAGGCGAGGAAUCAUCAGAUAAAGACCUGUUCAAUGAGAUUGAAAAUGAAAGAAGCUCAAGCAUAGACAUGAACCUGAAGGCUGACCCACAGAAAAACGAAGGACAAGUAUCUGCAAGCGGUUAUGACUCUAUUGUCAAUCUGCCAUAUGAGUUUUAUCAUUAUUAUCAUGGAAGCAGCAAUGAUAUGGGAACUCUAAUCGAGGUCAGAAGAAUGUGGGAUGCUUACAUCAGACCAGGAGGAAGCCGGAUACCUGGUCACUGGGUUCAGCCAGCACCACCUGCAAAUGAUGUUUGGGCAUCUUAUCUUGUUGACCCUAAGUAAUACGUGAUUGGCGUGAGCGUGUGGCUCUACUUCGGUAUCCUCUCUUUGGCUUCUUAUGAAAGCUUCUUCUCAAAACUCAAGGUCUGUGUUUAUGGAUCGCUACAUAAUUUGGUGCGAGUCUGACAGCUAUAAAUUAUGCUUCAAUAUAUAUAAUGGUUGCAAGCUAUAAAGGUUUUCGUCUUGAAUAAUUUUAUGAUCAUUUGUCCCAUGCUUCGGUGCUUAAGAAGAGUAUUGAGUACCCUGCUGAUUUUGAUAACUAGCCGUUUCUGUAUAAUAUGACUAAACUUAAUCAAAUUUAAAAAUGCAGCUGUAACUGCAAUUUGAAAAAUUUUCGCUUGCAGCAGUGAUAUUAUUUUGUCAUUAUGAAAAAUAUUGUUUCA
Asparagus officinalis (garden asparagus) is the source of this 2016-nucleotide messenger RNA. RefSeq names its product U11/U12 small nuclear ribonucleoprotein 59 kDa protein. The record is from RefSeq and is a predicted model, not a curated record. Lineage: Eukaryota; Viridiplantae; Streptophyta; Magnoliopsida; Asparagales; Asparagaceae. The coding region runs from base 242 to 1636 and encodes 464 amino acids. The transcript is spliced from 10 exons.